CUGAACUGCCGAACCGGAAGAAGAAGAAGAAGAACCGGAAGCUCGCUCCAGCGUCUUUAUCGUCAACAACCAUCAUGGCGGAGCCGACGGUCCGUGUGUCUGGGAUUGUUUUAUCCUCUUUAAUGUUCCAGCAUGUUAACAGGGAUUCAGACGUGGAGGGUCUGAUCCUCGGAGAGAGCAGGAUCGAGGAGCAGGUCACCAUCAGCGACUCUCAGGCUGAUCACAUUCACAUCGAGGAGGUUUACAAUAUCCAGAAGCACAUCGCCUGCCACAAACUGAACGACUUCUACGACAACAUGGGAGAUGUGAAUGUGGACGCUGUGAAGAAAAUCCUGGCAGAAAAUAAGCAGGAGAACCUGAUUGGUUGGUACCGUCAGCGCAGGAACACAGACCAACAGAUGACAUUCAGGGAGAAGGUCGUCCAUGAGAAGCUGAAAAGCGCUCUGUCCAACCCUCACAUGAUCUUUGUGCUGCUGACACCCAGCAAGGUAACAGCUGCAGGUUCAACACACAGGAUGGAGUACGCUGCCUUCAUCUCCCGCAGCAGGUGCUUCAUGAAUGUCCCAGUGCUGGUCAAUAAUCUGGGUUUACUGGAGCAGCUGGCAUACUGGAAGGUGUCGGCUCCGUUCUCUGCAGCAGGUUAUAACCACACCAUGAAGAAACACAGUGCCAAGUUCUUCUCGUCCAACGGGCAGCUGAGAGACGUCAACGAAGUGAAUAAAAUGAACGAGUCGCUGCAGUCGGAGCUGCAGAAAGCAUGCAGAGAUGUGGAGGAGAGUGAACGCCUGGUUGAAAAGCUGCAGGCGGAUGUUUCAGCUCUGAGGAGACGACUAAGAGAGAAGAAGAAGAGCAGCGCAGGAAAAGCUUCAGAUUCAGACGAUUCACCCGAGCAGAGGAACCUGCUGCUCCACGAGGCCGUCAGAGCUCUGUUCGCCUGCUCACCUUUGUUCCACACUCAGACGUUAACCCUCGAGGCGUUUCCCGUCCCUGCCGUGUGCUGCAGUGCCGAGCCUGAACAAGAAGAGUCCAUCAUGGACGCUCAGGAAUCGGUGUCCCUGCUGUGUCCCAGCAGAACGACCUGUAGGAAAAGGCCGAGAGAGACGCAGCCGCUGAGGGAGAGGAAACGCACCAAGAGCAACUCGUGAUGUGAAAAUAAGUUUCUGCUUUGUUUUCAUGGAACUGCGUCUGGAUUUUAAUCUCCACUUUAACAUGAAGCUGAUUUUAAUGUCACGAUGGUGAGAAAGUCACAAAGUUAACCACAUGAAGAUGAACGGUCAUCUGAUUGAUUCAGAGAAUUGUUUCAAGAUGUUCUUUUUGUUAAAACUCUACUUUCUUUUAUUUAACUAUGGAAAACACUUUCUAUCGUGUGGAAACAAGUAACGACUCUACAGACACGCUCACAGCUGUGAGGCUGUCGGCUAAAUGCUAACAUGUUGACGUUCACCAUCUCCGUUUGGCUUUUCUAAUUAGCAGUGAACACAAAGUAGGUCUGUGAGCACAUAAUUUACGCGUUUAAUCAGAUAAUAAAGGUAGUUUGAUUAAGCAAAUUUUAGUUUUUUAAUAUUUCCCUCCAUAAUAAUCAUCUGACAAUGUGACAGAGCGUCUGAAUGAUGUGACUACACAAACCUGUCAGAACUAACUGAUGUUGAAUUCAUGUCGAAGGGAGGAAACACAACCACUGACUGACCUCCCACGUCAAACAUUCGGGUUACGUACGUACAGAUAGUCUGUCCCUCCCUCAAAGCUGUCCAAGCACACUGAACCCAAAGUUUAGAUUCUCUUUAGAUGUUUCAAAGAGCCUCUUUGCACUUUGCUCCCUUAUUUUAUUCUGUUCUUGUGGUUGUGUACAAGAUGUCAACCGUUAUUAUAAUGUACAUAUAAUGAACGUCUUUUAAGUGUUCUAGUGUUAUUGAAGCACAAUAUUAGGUUCUGGUCCCUUUUUUCACUUAGUUGACUGAGAAAAUUAAACUUGUUUCAUGGUUUCUUUUCUUUCUUUCUAUGUUAAUUGAUUUUGCAUAUUAGAAUUGGAUGUAAUAUGGCCUGUGUGUGUGUGUGUGUGUGUGUGUGCGCGCGCAUGUGUGGAGACGUGCAGUCCCUCCAAAUAAAGUCUAAACAAUUAGACCGAAA
Acanthopagrus latus (yellowfin seabream) is the source of this 2127-nucleotide messenger RNA. RefSeq names its product abraxas 1, BRCA1 A complex subunit (gene abraxas1). Gene Ontology annotation, molecular function: polyubiquitin modification-dependent protein binding; microtubule binding. Lineage: Eukaryota; Metazoa; Chordata; Actinopteri; Spariformes; Sparidae. Gene Ontology annotation, cellular component: nucleus. The record is from RefSeq and is a predicted model, not a curated record. Gene Ontology annotation, biological process: attachment of spindle microtubules to kinetochore; mitotic spindle assembly; protein K63-linked deubiquitination. The coding region runs from base 75 to 1145 and encodes 356 amino acids. The transcript is spliced from 9 exons.